CACAACUUGUUUACAAGUGUGGAGACGAAGAUAUAGGAAAAGUGAGGGUGGAUACGAGAAAAGAUACAUUCUUCAAAGGGAAUGCGUUUUCACAGUGACUUUUAUAGUCUGUGGUUAUAUUCAGGGAUAUUUCCGAUUUUAACAGGGAUGUAAGAGUGGCCACUGUAGACGCCGGAUAGGUCUGCAUGCAUCACAGAAGCUUGCCAGGCGUUCCGCCACAACAUAUUCUCCAGCCUGAAGACAACAGCAAAGCUAGGAUAAGCAAGGAAGUUUUAUAGUGCCUCCAUCGGAUAAAGAGAUACGGUGGAUACGACAAACAGAUACAUUCUUCAAAGGAAUACGUUUUAAUGAAGGGAUACUUUCGAGUUUAAAAGGGAUAUAAUUCGGAAUACAUCUGUCAAUUGUGAGCGGAUAAGACACGUUUUCAAACGAGGAGGUUCUAUUUUACUAUAAUAAAACUUCUUUGCUUUUAGACAACUGCCGAAUAUUUUUUAAGUGAAUGAACUGAGCGUUCGCAAAAAAUGGCGAACUUUGUCCAGUUGGUUGUUUUGGUGGUGUUUUUCAGCUUUUAUACGGUUCUUUCCAACAAAAUCACGAGCAACAUCGUGACAGAAACCAAGUCGGCGGGAAUGGAUGGAAAACUUAGCUGUACCAUCCUUUCAAGAAGUAGGUCAAAGGUCAUCUGGCAGAAAAUAAACGGCGAUACGGCCUCGCCGAUAUCUAUGGAUGAAGAUAUCACCGUCCGAAACCCGCGGCUCAUGAGUGGGAAAACCAAAUAUGAAGUGUUGGUGACCCCAGCUGCCUCCAAAGGCUGGGUUUUCACGUUGGUGGUGCGGGCAUUGCAAAGCACGGAUUCUGGCACUUAUCAAUGCAUGCUUAUGAUCGAUGGAUUAGACUUCGAUUCCUAUGCCAGACAGAGUGGACUUCUCAUUGUACAGUCACCGCCAAGUAUUGAUGAAACAGCAUCGACUCCUCGUCUUGAUGUCACCGAGGGCACAGAUGCGAUCCUUAACUGCGAGGCGUCCGGAGUCCCAGCGCCGAAGAUAUCGUGGUCGAGACCCAACGGUAAGCCACUCCCUGGCGGCCAAACGACGUACUACGGCAACCAGAUCCUGCUGAAGAAUAUCGGCGACGCGGUUUCGGGGGUGUAUAGGUGCAAGGCAGACAACAACGUCAGGCCACCGGCCGUCCAUGACAUCACAGUCCAGGUUUUCCACAAACCCAGGGUGACACCCUUUCGUCGUGCUGUUGGACAAGCGCCAGAUAAAAACUACGAGGUCGAACUCGCGUGCAUUAUAACAGGAAGUCCACAACCGGAUAUGACGUGGUAUAAGAUCAGCGGAGAUGCCCGAUACGCCAUCUUGGACGACAACAAGCACGAGGUUAAUACUCUACUAAUGCCACCAGGCGGCAGCACCAAUGACGGCGAUUUUAUGAUGACGUUACGAAUUGCCAACCUGCAAAUGAAUGAUUACGGGGAGUAUUCUUGCUCGGCGAACAAUAUCUAUGGAACGAGUAGCCAAUCCGUAGAAGUGUUUUACACCCCAACUUGCCAGGGACCGCUCUGUUCACGUUCUUCGGUUGUUGGAUCUGCUGACAUCACGCAGCCGCUGACCGCACUAACAAUAACAAUGGCGGCAGUUGUUAUUUCCGUAUUGCACGUGUAGAAAUAUUGGAGCACGCCGGAAUAAUUGGCAGUGGAGAACACUCUAUAUAAGUUACCCAAAGUGUCUCCUGGCUCGUGUAUGAAAACAAAUUCACCGUCGAGACUCUUGCAACGAAAGGCAGCCCGUCACCAGCAGACUUGGUGACCACUGCCUUACCAUGGGCACUCCAUUGCGUCUCCCUUCAAGCUGCCCAUGCGAGGCGAAACAUUAGUGUGCUCAUCAAGCCACCGCCUGGCGACACUUUGGAUGUGCACAAAGCCUCGGUGUUUCUCAUGCUGGUGACUUUCUUGCCGACUUGUGGAUACUGACGCACAACGCCGGAAGAUCGGCAUGGCGACUUUUGAGGACAGCCAGUCGACAUUCACAAACUUGGAACUGAUCCGACACGUGAUUUUUCGGACUGACUUUGAAAGAUAAUGCUUAAUAGCGAUGCUAUUAAGCCGGUUGAGGUGCGUCAGCAUACAUAUGCCUAUUACACGUAUGAGGUAGAGGAAUGACACGCACUCCUAAACCAACUAUAUAGCGUGGACACAGAAUCAUUUAGUCUGUGUAGCUAUC
Messenger RNA from Lineus longissimus, 2225 nucleotides. Its product is annotated as lachesin-like. The coding region runs from base 522 to 1667 and encodes 381 amino acids. The record is from RefSeq and is a predicted model, not a curated record. The transcript is spliced from 6 exons. Lineage: Eukaryota; Metazoa; Nemertea; Pilidiophora; Heteronemertea; Lineidae. Gene Ontology annotation, cellular component: neuron projection.